AUGGUCCAAAGGGAUCCAGGCCAGUCCGCCACCCCACACGUGGCGAAGGCUGCGGCUGCCACGAAGGCAACGCUCAUGCUCCUGCUGACUAGGUCCGUAGCAGUACGAUCGUUCUCCACCAGCCCGGCAUCCUUCGUACCUAGCGCGGCGGCCGUUCGAUCCCCCCUUCGCCGUCUCUCGCCAUGGCCUGGCCUGCACACCCUAGACGGCGGCAGCACAGGCGCCGUUGCAACUGGCGCCGGUGCUACCGGGCAUAGACAGCCGAGACGAUGGAUCCGAGCGUCAGCAACGGCAGCGGCGGCGGAAGCGGACACAGCGAAGUCGGGAGGGGCGCUCCGACCGCCAUCGAUCGUUGAUGAUAAUGGCGACAUGGCGACACACUACGACUUCUUGUCGGUGGAGCGGAGCAUGUACGCGUGGUGGGAGGAGAAAGGCUACUUCAAGCCGGGCGGCGACCCGAAGAAGAAGUCGUACGUCGUACCCAUGCCGCCGCCGAACGUCACCGGGUACCUUCACAUGGGGCACGCCAUGGGUACUACGUUGCAGGACAUUUUGACGCGCUACCACCGCAUGCGGGGCGAGCCCACCCUGUUCCUCCCCGGGCAAGACCACGCGGGCAUCGCGACUCAGAUGCUGGUGGAGAGGGCCCUAGCCGCCGAGGGCAUCGACCGCAAGGAGAUCGGCCGAGAGGCCUUCCUGAAGAAGGUGUGGGAGUGGAAGGAGGACAAGGGGGGCUACAUCGUGCGGCAGAUGCGGCGGCUCGGGGCCUCUGCGGACUGGUCCCGGGAACGGUUCACGCUCGACCCGGAGAUGAGCGCGGCCGUGACGGAGGCGUUCGUUCGCCUUCACGAGAAGGGGUUGGUGUACCGAGGGGACUACAUGGUGAACUGGAGCCCGUCCCUCCAGACGGCGGUGAGCGAUUUGGAGGUGGAGUACUCCGAGGAGGACGGCAAGCUUUACUACUUCAAGUACAUGGUGGCCGGGGGCAAGGAAGGCGAGCACUUGUCGGUGGCCACGACGAGACCCGAGACUAUCCUCGGCGAUACCGCCGUUUGCGUCCACCCCGAGGACGAGCGGUUCAAGCACCUGGUGGGCGGGAAGGUGGUCGUCCCUCUCUCGGGCCGCGAGAUCCCCAUCAUCGCCGACGACUACGUGGACAUGGAGUUCGGGACGGGCGCGCUCAAGAUCACGCCAGGUCAUGACCCGAACGAUUACGAGAUCGGCAAGAGGCACUCGCUGCAGACGAUCAACCUCAUGGAGAAGGACGGCACCAUGGCGGAGACGGCGGGGGCGUACGCGGGGCAGGACAGGUUCGACUGCAGAAAUAACAUGUGGGCGGACAUGGAGGCCGCGGGGCUUGCGCUGAAGGCCGAGCCGUACCAGCAGCGGGUCCCCCGUUCUCAGCGGGGAGGCGAGGUGAUCGAGCCCCUGGUGUCUUCGCAGUGGUUCGUGAAGACGGAGGGGAUGGGGGCCAAGGCCCUGGCGGCCGUGCAGGAAAAGGACAUCCAGAUCCUCCCCGAGAGGUUUAACAAGGUCUGGCACAACUGGCUGGACGGCAUCCACGACUGGUGCGUGUCUCGGCAGCUGUGGUGGGGCCACCAGAUCCCGGUCUGGUACGCGUCUGGCCACGACGGUUACUUCGUCGCCAGAUCCGAGGAAGACGCUCGGAAGCAGGCGACCGAUGCCGGGGUCCCCACGGAUGUAUCCCUAGACCGAGACCCCGACGUGCUCGACACGUGGUUCAGCUCUGGGCUGUGGCCCUUCGCUUCGGUGGGCUGGCCCCAGGAGGAAGGCAAUGACGGGGGAGACCUCUCGAACUUUUAUCCCGCGGCGUGUCUGGAGACUGGAUACGACAUCAUCUUCUUCUGGGUGGCGAGGAUGGUGAUGAUGGGAAUCGAGCUCACCGGGAAGUCGCCGUUUGACACCAUUUACCUACACGGUCUGGUGAAGGACGGCAACGGCAUGAAGAUGAGCAAGACGAAGGGGAACGUGGUGGACCCUAUCGACACCAUGGACAGCUACGGGACGGACGCCCUUCGGUACACCCUGGUGACGGGGGUCACACCGGGGCAGGAUGUUCCUCUCUCCAUGGAGAGGGUCCAGACAAAUAUGUUCUUCGCGAACAAGCUGUGGAAUGCGGGUCGGUUCCUGUUGGGCAACCUCAAGGGCCUGGGAGAGGGGGAGAGGGAGGCGCUAGCGGUCACGGGACCCAUGACUGCCGAAGAGCUGGAAACACUGGCGCUCCCCGAGCGGUAUAUCGUGUCCAAGUGCCACCGUCUGGUGGAGGGCGUCACGACGGGUCUGCAGGGGUACGACAUGGGAGACGCGGGGAAGAACAUUUACGAGUUCCUGUGGGACGAGUACGCUGACUGGUACAUCGAGGCCAGCAAGACGAGGAUCGGCAGCUUCGCCGCCGGCGGCGACGGCGAGGAGGGCGAGGCGAGGGCGAGGAGCUCCCGGCGGACGCUCGUGUACGUGUUCGACACGUGCCUCCGGCUGCUGCACCCCUUCAUGCCCUUCAUCACCGAGGCGCUGUGGCAGCAGCUGCCGAGGACGGGGGAGGCGCUGAUGGUGGCCCCGUGGCCCAAGGUGGACGACGCGCCGCUCGCGGUGGACGAGUUGGCGAUCGGCAGGUUCGAGGCGGUUCAGUCGCUGGUGCGAAGUGUCCGUAACGCUAAGGCGGAGUAUAAGGUCGAGCCUGGCAAGAAGAUUCCCGCUGUUGUGCAGGUUUCGAACAAGGCCCUGCGAUCAGACGUGAUCAAGGAAGUGGCAGCGCUGUGCCUCCUUGGCCGGCUGGAUCCCGAGGGCCUCGAGGUGCAAGGGCUAGACGGACCGCCGGAGGGACAGAACGUCCACCUUGUCGUUCAGGACGGACUGGAAGUGUAUCUUCCGAUGGCGGGGCUCGUCGACAAGGACAAGGAGAGAGCCCGGCUGGAGAAGCAGGCGGGCAAGCUCACCAAGGAUAUGGAGGUCUUGGAGAAGCGGUUGUCGGGGUCGAACUUCGUAGAAAAGGCGCCGGCCAAGGUAGUGGAGGAAGUCAGGGCAAACCUACAGGCCCAGAAGGACCAGCUCAAGACAGUUCAGCAAGCCAUCGUCGAUCUCGACCUCUAGAUAUUUUAGCAAAUAGGAUGGAUGUUGAACGGAUGCUGUUCGUAUUUCGCUGAGCCCCCCCCCCCCGACCUACCGCUGCCGAUUGGAGUGCACGCGAGAGCGUGGUCGGUUUGCCGGCGGGCGAUCGCUGGUUUAGACCUAUGAUAGAGGAGUAGCGGAGAAUACAUGAUACGGAUUAUUUCGCCGGCGACACACCGAAAACAACGAUCCGCUCAACCUUGUGUUUCACCCCAAGGAAAUUCUUGCCAGUGCCACACUGCUAUCUUUACCCGUGAAGAGGAAUCACUACUCCGGGUGAGACGGGUCGAUGUUGUAUGAGUUGCAAGAGUAGUUGUUGGAGAGACGGGGAGGCUCCAUCUGUUGGUUUGUACUUACCUGUCAUAUUUUCACACUCUUUUCUUGGCAGCGCAUGUGUGACGGCAACAGCAGUUUGCCCGCCCUAUCAUUUUUUUGUUUCGAUCCCAUGGUACAAGUAGCAGCAGUGGUAAAGUGCAAGUGUUUUUUAGAGUUCGCUC
This is a messenger RNA of Ectocarpus siliculosus, 3626 nucleotides long. The record is from the annotation of a GenBank genome assembly. NCBI's taxonomy places the organism in Eukaryota, Phaeophyceae, Ectocarpales, Ectocarpaceae.